AUGUCGAGCCGUAGGUCAAGGUCAAGGCAGUCCGGCUCGUCGAGGAUCACUGACGAGCAAAUCAGCGACCUUGUCUCCAAGUUGCAGGACCUCCUUCCCGAGGCGCGUCUCCGGGGCAAUGAUAGAGUACGUAAUCAUUCAUCAUUGGCAUUCUCUCUUUAUAUGCAGCAAAUGGUAGCUCUAGAAAUUAUGGAGACGUGCACCUACAUCAGGAGCUUGCACCGGGAGGUGGACGACCUGAGCGAGAGGCUGUCGGAGCUGCUGGCGACCUCGGACAUGAGCAGCGCGCAAGCGGCCAUCAUCCGCAGCUUGCUGAUGUAG
This is a messenger RNA of Triticum turgidum subsp. durum (durum wheat), 321 nucleotides long. The record is from the annotation of a GenBank genome assembly. Lineage: Eukaryota; Viridiplantae; Streptophyta; Magnoliopsida; Poales; Poaceae.